Ichthyophthirius multifiliis is the source of this 827-nucleotide messenger RNA. RefSeq lists its product as hypothetical. The transcript has a single exon. NCBI's taxonomy places the organism in Eukaryota, Ciliophora, Oligohymenophorea, Hymenostomatida. The record is from RefSeq and is a predicted model, not a curated record.
UAACUAAAUAACUCGGUUUUAAUUAUGCCACAUAAAAAUUUAAAGGUGUAAUAUUAAAAAUGAAUGAAGAAAUAGAAUGUAAUUAAUUCGAUAGAGAAAUAGAAAGAUAAGAAUUAUUUUUGAAAAUAAUAAAUAUCCGAAAUUAAUUAAAAUAAAAAAAUAAUUAAAAACUAGAAAUAGAAAAUUUUAAAAGCGUUCAACAAAAAAUAUACUAAGAUUUAGAAACAAAAUAAACCGAAAUAAAUAAUAUUUUAUAUAAAAUUUAAGAUAAUAUAAAUGACGGAUAUUAUGAUAACGAAAAUUUUUUUAAUUAAUUAGAUAUUAAUAAUUCCAAUUAAAAACUAGAAAAUAAUUAAUUACUAUAAGAACUUCAAGAAGAAGAUGAAAUACAAUUUAUUCUAUAAUAAUAUGGUAUAUAUAAUGAAGAAGUCGAAGAAUUUGAUUAAGAAGAUUAAUAAUAAGAUAGAAAUGAAAAAUUAUAAAAGGAAAUUGAAAAAGAAUAUGAAUUUGAAUAUGAAGAUGAACAAUAGAGCGAAGAAUUUCUUAUUUUCGAAUAAAAAAUGGAAGAAUAUAAACAAAAAAUUAUUUAAUUAGAAAAAAAAAUGAAGGAUUUAGGUGGCAAAUAUUUAAAUUGGCAGAAGGAAGAUCAUAAUGAUUACAUAAAAAUAGUAUCUAAAUAUAAAAAUGAUUAUUAAAAUCAAAAAUUUGUAGAUGAAUGCAUAAUUACAUUAGGUUUAUUCACUAAACAAUAAAUAAUAGCACAUACAAUGGAUUAUGUAAAGUAUAAAGAACUUGAAGAAGAGAAAAAAAAAACUAUAAAUGAAUAU